AUGGCGACAACACGCGCCCUCCGCCCGUCCACGGGCCUGCGAACCCUCUCUAGACACAUCAAUGCCACUCGCCUUCAGCGCCGUACCUUCGCCCUGACGGCCCAGCGUCGCGAAGCCCCCCCAUCCAACGACCCUACCAAGACAACUCACUUUGGCUAUGAAACCGUCCUCGAGUCCGAAAAGGCCGAUCGAGUCGCUGGCGUCUUCCACAGCGUGGCCGACUCCUAUGAUCGCAUGAACGACAUGAUGUCCUUUGCCUGGCACAGGAUAUGGAACCAACGCCGAGCGGCUGCCCGACGGUGCCGUCCCCGACAACUCGGUCGACUCUACACCGUCGCCUUUGGCAUCCGCAACUUCACCAACAUCCCCGCCGCCCUCGCCGAGGCCCGGCGCGUCCUCAAGCCCGGCGGCGUCUUUGCCUGCCUCGAGUUCAGCAAGGUCGACAAGCACCCGCUGCUCAACUUUGCCUACAAGCGCUGGAGCUUCUCCGCCAUUCCCCUCAUCGGCCAGCUCGUCGCCGGCGACCGCGACAGCUACCAGUACCUCGUCGAGAGCAUAGAGCGCUUCCCCUCCCAGGAGGAGUUCCGCGACAUGAUUGUCGCCGCCGGCUUCGAGGUGGCCGGCGACGGCUACGAGGACCUCACGGGCGGCAUUGCUGCCAUUCACAAGGGCAUGAAGCCGCUCUGA
Molecule: messenger RNA, 687 nt
Organism: Verticillium alfalfae VaMs.102
Lineage: Eukaryota; Fungi; Ascomycota; Sordariomycetes; Glomerellales; Plectosphaerellaceae
Product: ubiquinone/menaquinone biosynthesis methyltransferase ubiE
Exons: 2
Coding region: 1-687 (228 amino acids)
Biological process (GO): ubiquinone biosynthetic process
Molecular function (GO): methyltransferase activity
Source: RefSeq, a predicted model, not a curated record